AUGAAACAGAAAUCAGGCAGCAUUAUCAGUUGUGAUCUAACUGGUAGUAGUACUAAUAACUACUACACGAGUAGUGAUAAUGGCAGUUGUUUUAAUGACAGUGGAAAUCUUAGUCCUACAGCAAUAAACCUUUUGCCGAAAAAUUUGUUAGACAGUCCAGUAUCUCACGGUCAACAGUGUUUACAGUCACCUUCGUCGCCUAUAUCAUUUAUGAAGAAACAAAAGAAGUCGUCUUUUCAAAUUCCUGUUAUGAAGUUGAAAUCGAAUUAUGAAAACAAUAUACAAGUUGAAAUUAUGUCAGACAAUAUGUCUAACACGAAAGUUAACAAAAAUCCAUAUAUCAUUGAAAAUUUAAUUCUCUUACCAAUGACCCGGUCAUUUAUUCAUUUGUCAAAGAGAUUUGAAUGGGAUUUAAAAGAUGCUAAAUCGAAUUUUAACUUGAAUAAAAAAGCUGUUGUCAGAUCUACUCGGUUGAGCAACACAAGCAGCAGCGGUAGUUGUAGUAGUAGCAGUAAUUACGUCACAGAUGACUCACCAUCGUCAUCAGCGCCAUCGUCACCGACGUCAGUAUCACUUUCUCACCAGCAUAUGAAGAUAAAUCACAGGAAACAUCUUCUUUUAAAGUUAUACGAAGACUAUCUUGAAACGUAUGGAUAUUCAAAACGUUCAAAAUUAUUUGUUAAAUAUGCUAUGAGAAAUUUUCCUGAAUGUGAAGAAAAAACCACUUUGUUAAAAUUAAUAAACAAGCAUAAAUUAUCGAUUAAUUCAUUGCAUUAUUCAUAUGAAUUAUCUAAAAAUCACAUUGAUGAUAUUAGUAAUAAUAAUAAUAACAUGAAUUAUGAGACUUCUGAUCACUUUUCAAAGGCUGGUAGACUUUCAUCACCAUCAUCGUCAUUUUCAGGGAAAUCAAUUUCAUCAUUAUCGUCGUCAUCAAUUUCAGCCUUGUAUUCACCUCAGUAUCCUUAUCAAUAUAGAUCAUUUUUAACGAAUGAUUAUCAUCAAGGCUGGAAGUAUUAUAACUAUCACCAGUAUGAUCAAAGUUGUUCACCAGAAUUAUUUGACGAUUAUUUAGUAGAUACAUCGAAUACUCAUAUUCCUUCAAAAGUUACUUCAUCAAAUCUUUUAAACUACAAAAUACAACGAAGCAACAUCUUGACACGUUUUAAUUUCAAAAAGACGAAGACGACUCCCAAUGGUGAUAAACAGAAUCAAAGAGAUAAACACUUGAAUAUACGAUAUAAAAGUCAAGUAUGCAGACAUUUCGAAGAACGUGAUGGUUAUUGUCCUGUUGGUUCACAGUGUCAUUUUGCACAUGGUAAUGAAGAAUUACGUGAUCCUAAAAGUCAUCCGAAAUUUCGUAGUCGACUAUGUCGUUAUUAUUCAACAACUGGAUAUUGUUUUUAUGGUGAUAACUGUUACUUUAAACAUUCUACAGAGAAGUCAUCACCACAGUCAGUGGAUAUAAUAUCUGAAACAGUGAAGGAUAAAGAAAAUCUAUCGCCUGAAUCAACUAGUCAUAAAAAUAAACAAUUAUUGAAUUCGAAAAAGAAAAAAACGCAAAAAGAAAAUAAACUGUACAACUCCUUGAAAUAA
Molecule: messenger RNA, 1593 nt
Organism: Trichobilharzia regenti
Lineage: Eukaryota; Metazoa; Platyhelminthes; Trematoda; Strigeidida; Schistosomatidae
Source: the annotation of a GenBank genome assembly